Molecule: messenger RNA, 1801 nt
Organism: Myotis lucifugus (little brown bat)
Lineage: Eukaryota; Metazoa; Chordata; Mammalia; Chiroptera; Vespertilionidae
Gene: MRPS30
Product: mitochondrial ribosomal protein S30
Exons: 5
Coding region: 29-1159 (376 amino acids)
Biological process (GO): translation
Cellular component (GO): mitochondrion; mitochondrial large ribosomal subunit; ribosome
Molecular function (GO): structural constituent of ribosome
Source: RefSeq, a predicted model, not a curated record
CCCACCUCCGGCCGGAACCCGGGCAAAGAUGGCGGCGGCCAGGUGGUGGCGGCUGGUACCCCGCGGUCCCGGGCGGUCAGUGCACUCCGCGGCCCAGGCCGCCGUGGGGACCCCGGACAUCCCCGGCGCAGAGGGCGCGGCGGCCCCUGUGGCCCGCUACCCGCCCAUCGUGGCCUCCAUGACGGCCGACAGCAAGGCGGCCCGGCAGCGGCGAGUGGAGCGCUGGCAGGCGGCGGUGCACGCGGCCCGGACGGCGGACGAGAAGAUCCGCAUCCUCACCAAGAUGCAGUUCAAGAAGUACGUGGUUUACCCGCAGACCUUCGCGCUCAACGCCGACCGCUGGUACCAGGGCUUCACCAAAACCGUGUUCCUGUCGGGCCUCCCGCCGCCCGCCGAGCCCGGGUCCCCGCCCUCCGAGUCGGGGUCCCCGCCGGCCGAGCCCGCGCCCCCGCCCGUCCCGGACCUGGCGACCCUGCGCGCAGCCGCGUGCGACUGCCUCCUGCAGGAGCACUUCUACCUGCGGCGCCAGGGGCGCGCGCCCCUCUACCAGCAGGUGGAGGCCGUCGCCUCGCCCUUCCUGGACCAGCUGGUGGCCGCCCUCAUGGGCCUGCUCAGCGAGCACAACCCGGCCCUGGCCACCGCCGCCCUCGAUUGUAAACGCCCGGUUCACUUUUACUGGUGUCGUGGUGAAGAAAUCAUUGUUCAUGGUCAUCGGAAAGGUCGCGUUGAUGCUGUGAGAUACCAAAUAAAUGAUACACCACACAACCAGAUUCGAAUGUCCAAACAGCUGCCAGAGUUUGUGCCGCUGGAUUAUUCUGUACCUAUAGAAAUUCCUGUUAUGAAUUGUAAGCCAGACAAACUUCCAUUAUUCAAACGACAAUAUGAAAAUGCCAUAUUUAUUGGCUCAAAGACGGCAGAUCCGUACUGUUAUGGUCAUACCCAGUUUCACCUGUUACCAGAAAAAUUAAAUAGGGAAAGGCUCCUGAGGCAAAACUGUGCUGAUCAGAUAGAAGUUGUUCAUAGAGCUAAUGCUAUCGCAAGCCUUUUUGCUUGGACUGGAGCACAAGCUAUGUAUCAAGAAACGGGAGAGGAAUUUAUGUUGAAGAUCUGUUUAUUCAUGAAAGAUAAGUACUUUUUGCAGUAUAAUUCCAUAUUUUAGCAACAUUAGUUAUUGACCAUCUCAUUGCAGCUGGUAUAAAAUAAGUGUGGGGAAAUAGCUGUGCCUGGUCCUGGCAUUAGGGUUUUAAAGUAUUAAAGCCAGUCAGCCUGGAUAAGAAGCAGUUGGAAAAUUGAGUAGUUCAGUUUAAGACAGCCUGGCUCCUUAUCACAUAAGACUCACUAAGUGAAAUGACAGCAACUCAUAAAACCAAUUUUGAGAUACAUAAAGGAAGACACAGAAUUUGUAUGAGGACCUGGUUGAAGUCCUUAGAAAGGUGGUUUUUUUUAAGGUAUUUUUUUUUUGGAGAUGUGGUGAAAUAAAUGGCCUUCAUGGUUAUUGGAUGAUAGAUGUUACUGGUAUGGUGAGCAAUGAUGUAGUUAAUACCAGAUGCAGGGAGAUCUGCAUAGAUACAGAGCUGCUCUUACAAGAAGUGAAUUAAGGUUGAAAGCAGUUGAAGACAGAAAUUGUUGAAAAGAUGUAUCGUGAGUUAGGGAUACUAGAUGUGAUGAAAUAAUUUUUGAUGAGAUCUUUAGGGAAUUGGCAGGUAAAAUAUCUAGGUUUUAGCAGAUAUUCAAUACCCCUCUAAUACAUAUAUUUUGUUUGGGCUAAAUAUAUGUUAGUGUAAAUUUCAGUAUAACUUUC